Messenger RNA from Penaeus indicus, 1147 nucleotides. RefSeq names its product 26S proteasome non-ATPase regulatory subunit 10-like. The record is from RefSeq and is a predicted model, not a curated record. NCBI's taxonomy places the organism in Eukaryota, Metazoa, Arthropoda, Malacostraca, Decapoda, Penaeidae. Gene Ontology annotation, biological process: positive regulation of transcription by RNA polymerase II. The transcript is spliced from 5 exons. The coding region runs from base 69 to 749 and encodes 226 amino acids. Gene Ontology annotation, molecular function: protein binding; transcription cis-regulatory region binding. Gene Ontology annotation, cellular component: nucleus.
CCGAAACCACAACAUCAUCGUUUGUUUACAGAGCCACUGACACACUCGGCUGAAUCCGUUGCCCAAAGAUGCUUGCAGAAAAUACAUCCUUUAAUGUCCACCAGGCAGCCUAUGAGGGCAGAUAUGAGGAACUCAAGAUUAAAGUUUUAGCCAACAACAGACUCCUUACACAAACUGAUGAUAGUGGACGACAGGCUCUUCACUGGGCUGCUUGUGGAGGACAUGAGGAGAUAGCAAGUUUUCUGAUUGAACAUGGAGCCCCAGUUGACAGUGCUGAUGAUUGUGGCUGGACUCCCCUUAUGAUUGCUUCUUCAGCUGGACGAGAGCAGGUUGUGAGGCUUCUCAUUGGUCGGGGAGCAGAUGUUAAUUUUCAGAACAAUGGUGAUCACUCAGCCCUUCAGUAUGCAUCAUCAAAAGAUCACUAUGAGAUUGUCCCAAUUUUAUUGGAUCAUGGUGCUAAUGUGAACAUGCAAGAUAACAUGGGAGCAACAGCCUUGCAUCGUGCUUCUUCCAAAGGGAAUGUGAGAGUAAUGGUUAGGCUUUUACAGUGUAACAUGUGUUCUGUUAACAUUCAGGACAAGGAAGGCAAUACUCCUUUACACCUGGCAUGUGAAGAGGAGCGGCUGGCUGCUGUGCGAUUACUCUUGGAGCACAAUGCUAGCACAAGCAUGGUCAACAAAGCAGGAAAAUCUCCCCUACAGAUGACAAAUACUUCUCUCCGACAUCUUACACACAUGAAUGAGCUCUGAUGUGUCUGGUUAUUUGGUUGAAAAUGGGGGAGCCAAGUUGUAGGAGUUUUUUAUUAUUUAUGAUCUCAGAAACAGUCAAAGUGUUUUACAUCUGCAAUGCACUUACAUAAUUCUUUUGAAGGACAUUACAAAGUUUUAGAACUGAAAAAUGGUAGUUGUAGAUUUUGUAAAAUUCAGAGCCCAUUUUAUUAUUUGCUUUGAAAAGUCAUUAUUUACAAUAGACUGUGCAAAGAUUCACUUAAAUGCGAUAAGGUAAAGUGAGUUUAUUCAAGGAAGCUUUUCCAGAAAAGGAUAGAUUAUUAAGAUUAAUUUUGAAUGGUGAUAUUAUUAGGUGAAAUAUGAUUAUGCAUUUAACAUGUAAAUGUGUAAUUCUGUUUAAACGGAUAAACAUGUAAGAC